CUCACGCAGCAUGAAGUGCCUGAACAACCGGGCUGAGAGCCACCUGAGCGGGGAGGUGGAGUGCGAGCUGGAGACGGUGCGUAACGGGGCCUGGGUGAACCACGGCUACUGCGGGUCUCCCCCGCCCCCGGCCCGGGGGGUCAGCACCAUCUACGGCCCCCAGACUCUCUUCCAGGACUCCACGGAGGGCGUGUACACGGCAGACACCCCGGGCCGGGCCCCAGAGGAGCCGCCCUCCUCCAACCAAAGCCUGAUGAAGGGACGACGAGGCUGCUGCUCCUUCAUCAAAGGCUUGUGGGGCACGGCGCUGACCGAGAACGUCUCCAACAACCGGGAACAGUUCGUCCGGACCACGAUCCGGGAGCUGCUGGUCUACCUGGUGUUCCUGGUGGACAUCUGUCUCUUGACGUACGGCAUGACCAGCUCAAGCACCUACUAUUUCACCAAGGCCAUGACGGACCUGUUUGUGAAUUCAGACGCUGACACGGGGGUUAAGUUUCAGUCCAUUAGCACCAUGGCCGACUUCUGGACCUACGCCCAGGGUCCGCUGCUGGCCGGCCUCUACUGGACCAAGUGGUACAACAACCAGUCGGUGCAGGGCGGGGACCGCUCCUUCAUCUACUACGAGAACAUGCUGCUGGGCGUGCCCAGGAUGAGGCAGAUCAAGAUCAAGGACAACUCCUGCAAGGUCCACCAGGACUUCAGAGACGAGAUCGUGGGAUGCUUCGACGUUUAUAACGAGAAGAAGGAGGACGAGCUCAGCUUCGGCCUCGUCAACGGCACGGCGUGGAGCUACCACACGGAGAAGGAGGUGAAAGGUUCGUCGUACUGGGGCCUGCUGACGACCUACAGCGGAGCGGGGUACUACCAGGACCUGAACCGGACCAGGGAGGAGAGUGCCGACGUGCUGAAGGAGCUGAUGGAAAACCUGUGGCUGGGCCGAGGAACCCGGGCCGUCUUCAUCGACUUCUCCACCUACAACGCAAACAUCAACAUGUUCUGCGUCAUCAGGUUGGUGGUUGAAUUCCCGGCGACUGGUGGAGCGAUCCCGUCCUACCAGAUCCGGACGGUUCGACUGAUCCGCUACAUCAGCCCCUGGGACUACUUCAUCCUGGCCUGCGAGAUGAUCUUCUGCCUUUUCAUCCUGUACUACAUUGUUGAGGAGAUUCUCGAGCUGCGGAUCCACAAGUUUUCCUACUUGAAAAGCAUCUGGAACAUCCUGGACAUCUUAGUCAUUCUGCUCGCCCUCGUUGCCAUCAUCUUCAACAUCUUCAGAACCAUCAAAGUGGACAAGCUGCUUGGAAAACUGCUGCAAAAUCCGGACAUCUAUCCCGACUUUGAGUUUCUGGCGUUCUGGCAAAUGCAGUACAACAACAUGAACGCGGUGAACCUCUUCUUCGCCUGGAUCAAGAUCUUCAAGUACAUCAGCUUCAACAAGACCAUGACGCAGCUCUCCACCACGCUGGGCCGCUGCGCCAAAGACAUCCUGGGGUUCGCCAUCAUGUUCUUCAUCGUCUUCUUCGCCUACGCCCAGCUGGGAUAUUUACUCUUCGGGACGGAGGUUGAAUCUUUCAGCACCUUCGUGAAGUGCAUCUUCACACAGUUCAGGAUCAUCCUCGGAGACUUCGACUACGACGCCAUCGACCGCGCCAACAGAGUCCUCGGGCCCAUCUACUUCGUCACCUACGUGUUUUUUGUCUUCUUCGUGCUCCUGAACAUGUUCCUGGCCAUUAUAAAUGACACAUAUUCAGUGGUUAAGGAGGAACUGUCGUCCCAGAAAGACGAGCUGCAGUUUACUGACAUCAUCAAACAGAGCUACAUGAAGACAUUCACGAGGCUGAAACUCAAAAAGGAGAAAAUAUCGGAUGUUCAGAAGGCUCUGCAGUCGGGAUCCAAAGAGAUCGAGUUCAAGGACUUCAGAGAAACUCUUAAAGAGAUGGGACAUGCUGACCAUGAAAUAUCUGCUGCCUUCUCACAGUUUGACCAAGACGGGAACCAAAUUCUCGAUGCCGACGAACAAGAGAGGAUGAAAAUCGAGCUGGAAGAAAAAAGGGAUGCUCUUAACGCUGAGCUCAACAACCUCGGGGAGAAUUAUCAGACGGACAAACCCGUCACAUCCAAGGAGCCCAAGAGCCCGACCUUUGUUGACCAGGAUCAGUUUCUAGGUCUGUCCAGACAGGUUGUCAGCAUUGAAGCUUGUGUAGAAAACAUCACAUCCAGGAUCAAGCUGAUUAUGCACAAACUUGCACUACAAGAAAAGGCUGCUGGAAAUAAACUGGCAGAGAAACCGUCUGCAGCCUGGGAGGAUAAUGACCUGCUUUCGAUGAACCCUGUGAGUGAUGGAUCUGCCUCCGGCGGCCGCAUCCUGGUUUGUGUUGACAGAGCAACAAAGCCCGAAAUGCCGCCCAGAAAACCAGCGCUCCGCUACAACUCUGCAUACAACUCUCACAUGUGAUUAACCUGCAAGAAACCGCCACGGAUCGUCUUCAGAUCAGCUCACACCCCCAUAUUUCACAUUGAAACCAUCUUCUUCCUUCAUCUUUUUGCUUUAGGGGGUCACCACAGCAGAUCACCUGUUUCCAUCUUUCCCUGUCAUCUGUAUCUUCCAACCAGCUGCAUCUCCAUCUCCAUCGUCCUUCCUGCCAUUAUAUUCACUUCCUCUUUGCGUCUUUUAACCAUCUCAUUUCAUUUCAUCUCAACGUCCUGUGUUCAGUACUCGAGUUGUAAAUAAAAUCAGGGGGGAUGGUGGAUUUUAUCAUAUGGGGACAGAUAAUUUGUGCUGAUUACAAAUAAUAUAAUAUAUUACUAAUAAUAGCAGUGACCAAAACACCUGCAGAAAUACUGCAGGAAUGACAUAGCAGCAGUUAAAUGCAGCCUUCUGUAAGCUUUAAAUAUCCACUGGGCUUACAUCAAAUACAUCAAAACACAACAAUAAAAAACACUUUUCUGAACUUAUCAAUA
Molecule: messenger RNA, 2961 nt
Organism: Cololabis saira (Pacific saury)
Lineage: Eukaryota; Metazoa; Chordata; Actinopteri; Beloniformes; Belonidae
Gene: pkd2l1
Product: polycystic kidney disease 2-like 1
Exons: 15
Coding region: 11-2455 (814 amino acids)
Biological process (GO): detection of mechanical stimulus; potassium ion transmembrane transport
Cellular component (GO): membrane
Molecular function (GO): sodium channel activity; calcium channel activity; calcium-activated potassium channel activity
Source: RefSeq, a predicted model, not a curated record